AAAACGUGUAACGCAGCACCUAUCCGAAUGGCGCAAGAAUGUCCUUGACGGAAACGAAAGACAAACAAUCGUCCUCGAAACCUUUUCGUGCUGCUGGACAUUAUGGAAGCACCGUCAGCCUGAAGAGUCUGGUGACAGAGAGUUCCGGAAACGGCGGUACGAGUGUAAAAUGUCUGGAUUGCAAUGGUGGUAGCUUGAUAAAUCUGCACGAGCAGUCGGAAGUUUCGCAGAUUAGGCACAGAAGUCCGAGCUUGCCACCGAUUUAUAACAAGGAUCAACAACAAUAUCAUUGUCAGGGCCAACAACGAGACUUCGCUACAGAAGGCUUACACUACCAUUCCGAGAAACGUCGACUUUACGAUCGUUACGAGAAUUCGAAAAACAAUCAUUACGGCUCGCAAGGUGAAGAACGCGAAGGGGAAACUUCCGGUUACGCCAGCGACUCUGUAGACGUACCUGUAUCAGCGAAAGGAACGCUGUUGCCCAGUUGCAAGCCACUAGGAGCGGACAUGGCCGAAAAGACGUGGCAGAAUCCUUAUCACACAACACCUGAAAGUUCAUUACCACCAUCGAGGAGAUUAUCUGAUGGUAGAAUAGGCGAACUUAACAGGCCAAGAUGGGGCAGUGUCUGGGGUCAGGAGACUACACGAGGAGAUCCACCACCACCGUCUUGGUUGUCAAGAUUGGGACAUUCGAGCCAAGUUCUGGUUAUUAAUCACGAGAGCGCGAGUAGUUCAGACAGCUCAACGGUAGGCUCGAUCGGAUCCGAUAACAAGACUUAUCUUCGUGGUCAAAAUAUUCCUGUCGAUGCACAAAUUCUUCAAGAACGAGAAGUAAGAAGACAAAAAGCUCUAGAACUUCAGAGCGCGAUUAAAAAACAACUUGAAGAAAAGGAUCGACAAAGGAAGGAAGAGAAGGAGCGACGUCUGAGGGAGGAACGAUUAGAGGAAGAACGAAUCAAACGAGAAAGGGAAAAAGAGAAGGAAAGAUUUGAGGAAGAACAAAGAAAAUUAAAAGACCGAGAAGCGGCUAAAUUAAGACAAGCUGAGGCGAUGCGUGAAGUGUUAGAAGCAGCAGAGCGUUUGGCAAAGGAGCAAAAGAAAUUUCGGCGGAAGUGCGAAAAAAGUAGCGAAGAGAAGCCCAUUGCAUCUCUUAAAAACUGUGAAUCCAAUACUUCGAAUGAAAACCAGGUCGGUCAAAAUUGCGCGAGUGCAGGAAGUCAACAGAAUCUAUCUUUUAAUAAUGACGAUGUCGAAAACAAAACUGUCGAGAAAGAAACAUCAAAUACAGGGGAAUAUAAUAAUGUUGAUAACGAUAGUAACAAAACACACAAUGACAAUAGCGAUGACAAUAAUACGAUGAACGAAUCAGAACAAAAUAUGGAUGACAUAAAACCAGUCCAAGUUCCUGUUAGCAAAGAUGUAGCCAUUGUGCUAAGUGGUCGACUCGAAGAUUCGGAACUACUCAGCAAGGCAAAUCUACAAUUGGUCAACUUGGUGUUGACUCCAACACCAAGAAGAUUAGAAAAUAAUUCGAACAGUAAUUUAUCUGUAGGCUUGAAUACCUUCAUACAGAAUGUAGGCAGUUCGAACUUUACCCCAAAUUCCUCCAGAAUAUCAUCAAUGAUCGUAGAGAAUAGAUUACUCACGCCAAGCAAGUACAGAGCUAUAAAUGGCCGAGAUUUCGGUACGCAAACAGAUAUAGAAAACAAUGUUCAGGAUUUUCCGGAAAAAGUGCAGGACUUGACCACUAAGGAUACUUCUAUGAAGGACCGCAAGGAUGCAACAAAUGCUAUUAAAAGGGACAUUGAAAAGUCUGCUAACGUUGGAUCGGCGGAAGACAUUAUCGUAAAAACUUUUCCUCGGUCGAAACCUCAACCUAGAAGAGCUAUCGAAUCUAGACCACAGUGGAAUGCUAAUAGACCAGGAACUCGAUAUCGCACACAAAGCGAAAAAGAUCCUCAUUAUCAACGACGAUUGCGAUUGAGGAGACGUCAAGUUGAAUCCAGCGAUGAACGUUCUAGAUCACCCUCUCCUGACAGAAGAAAGUUUAUGAAUAUUAAAUCGAAAAUUCGAACAUUAAAUAGAUCAAAAUUAAAAGUUGACAAUUAUGACGCAGAUCUUUCGAUGGAUAGUUUAAACUCUAUCAUACCAUUGAGAACUGACAAGAAUGGGAGAAUUUCUAUCGAAGAGAAUAGAUGCGAGCAAAGUGAUAAAGCUCGAUUGAACAAUGUUCAUAUUAAUAAUACUGAUAAUAAAGGAUCACGAAAUGACAAUUCUAAUAUUUGGUGCGGACAAGAAAUUCUAUCUAAAUUAUCUACCUUGAAAAACGGUCUUUUAAUGAAACAGAUCGAAUGGGAUUCCGAGAGAUGCCUAAUCUCUCCCGUUGCAUCAGAGAUCUUUUAACAAAAACCAAACAAUCGCGUUUUUGUUCACAUUU
Messenger RNA from Bombus pascuorum, 2439 nucleotides. Its product is annotated as histone-lysine N-methyltransferase, H3 lysine-79 specific. The coding region runs from base 39 to 2405 and encodes 788 amino acids. The transcript has 9 exons. Gene Ontology annotation, biological process: cilium assembly. NCBI's taxonomy places the organism in Eukaryota, Metazoa, Arthropoda, Insecta, Hymenoptera, Apidae. The record is from RefSeq and is a predicted model, not a curated record. Gene Ontology annotation, cellular component: cilium; microtubule. Gene Ontology annotation, molecular function: microtubule binding.